This is a messenger RNA of Bombyx mori (domestic silkworm), 288 nucleotides long. RefSeq names its product bombyxin F1 (gene Bbx-f1). Gene Ontology annotation, molecular function: hormone activity; growth factor activity. NCBI's taxonomy places the organism in Eukaryota, Metazoa, Arthropoda, Insecta, Lepidoptera, Bombycidae. The record is from RefSeq and is marked provisional. Gene Ontology annotation, cellular component: extracellular region.
AUGAAGUUGGUUGUUAUCGUCCUGUUGGUGAUUUCCGUCAGCAUUUUGGUGUCAGCGCAAGAGUUAGGAGGCUCUCGUAGAUAUUGUGGACGACACCUAGCUCAGACUAUGGCAGUGCUCUGCUGGGGCAUAGAUGAAAUGUCAGCCGAGAAACGUAAUAGUGAUAUGGUUUAUGAAGACUCCGGCAUGCCCGAACUUCUCCCGGCUGAUGCUCGUAAAAAGCGAGGCAUCAUCGACGAAUGUUGUCUCCAAGCCUGCACCCGGGACGUCCUUCUGUCUUACUGCUAG